Pectinophora gossypiella (pink bollworm) is the source of this 1056-nucleotide messenger RNA. Its product is annotated as E3 ubiquitin-protein ligase MARCHF2-like. Gene Ontology annotation, molecular function: zinc ion binding; ubiquitin-protein transferase activity. Gene Ontology annotation, biological process: protein ubiquitination. The record is from RefSeq and is a predicted model, not a curated record. The transcript has 3 exons. NCBI's taxonomy places the organism in Eukaryota, Metazoa, Arthropoda, Insecta, Lepidoptera, Gelechiidae. The coding region runs from base 1 to 1056 and encodes 351 amino acids.
AUGAAAACAUCAAAUCAACAUCAGAAUCACAAUCAAAAAUCAAACAAGUCCAAAAACAAAUCAGCACCUAACAGCUCUAAAGCUUACUCAGCACUAGAAGUUGUUAACGAGUUGGAAGUAGUACCCGAAUGUGAUAGUUCCACAUCAAUUAGAACUAAUCAAACCAACACCACGUGUAACUCUGUUGAUAAAAACGUGACAGCCAGUUCUAGUAAUAUCGACCUGUUCCACAUCCUGAACUCAGCAGACGAGUUGCAAGACAUGUCUUUAGAAGAGAUAAUAAACGAAGCAGAUCCUACAGAGAAGAGGGAUUCGAGACUACAUAGCAAACGCGACAAGGUGCCCCGCCAGCAUCGGGUGAAAGUGAGAAGCCCGAAGCGAAGGCACUCAACAAUUGACGGCCAUAAAAGUGAAGCUGAAAAAGUGACAGUAGGACUUGGCGCUAUAGACUGGGAUCAAGAGAUUGAGGAGUGUGUCGGAUGUGUGACGGAGGCAGUGGUUGAGAGUGUGAACGAUGAUAGGACGAGCAGGCAUUCGAUGAAUGACAUGUGCAGGAUAUGUCACGGGGGUGAAGCCUUGUCCACGGAGUUGGGGCAGAUGAUAUCGGCGUGCGCAUGUCGAGGAACCGUGGGAAGAGUUCACGUGAAGUGCUUGGAAAGAUGGCUGACGCAGUCCGGCAAGACGCAAUGCGAGCUAUGCGGAACCCGGUACGCGACCUGCCGUGUGCAUCGAUACGGACUGACGAAAGCGCUGGUUAUGUGGAUUCUGAGCCAUAAUUCUAAACAGCUGAUGGUGGAUAGCCUGGGCAUAAUGCUGAUGUCUCCGCUAGCUGUGACGGCUGCGUGGCUGUCAGGUCGAACGCUAACCACGCUCAUGUCACCAGACAUGCCGGUCACGCCCUGGCCGCUCGCCUCCACCUUUGUACUCGCCUGUAUGACACUCGUAUGUUAUUACUGCUGGAUAGUUUCAGCUGCAACGCGUCACGCACUCGAUUGGUGGAUUUGGUAUCGCUCUCAGUAUGAAGUCAGACUACGAUUUCACGACAACGAAGAUUAG